CGGCGGCUGCGGCGGCGGCGGUGGCGCGGGAGGCAGUCAUGGCCUGGGGGCUGCGUGCAAUAACCACCUGCCAUCGGGACUGAGACCCUGCUCAGCGCGGCGACGAGCACCUGGCCCCUCGUGCCCUCAGCCGCCUGGAAGAUGUGCCCUGGGAACUGGCUCUGGGCCUCCAUGACCUUCAUGGCCCGCUUCUCCCGGGGGAGCACCAGGUCUCCCGUCCGCCCCCGAGGCAGCCUGGAAGAGAUGCCGGCCAUUCAGCAUCCCUUCCUGAAUGUCUUUGAGCUGGAGCGGCUCCUCUACACCGGCAAGACAGCCUGCAACCAUGCUGAUGAGGUCUGGCCAGGCCUCUACCUUGGAGACCAGGACAUGGCUAACAACCGCCGAGAGCUCCGCCGCCUGGGCAUCACACACAUCCUCAAUGCGUCACACAGCAGGUGGCGAGGCACCCCCGAGGCCUAUGAAGGGCUGGGCAUCCGCUACCUGGGCGUAGAGGCCCACGACUCGCCAGCCUUUGACAUGAGUGUGCACUUCAAGACAGCCGCCGACUUCAUCCACCGGGCCCUGAGCCAGCCAGGAGGGAGGAUCCUGGUGCACUGCGCCGUGGGAGUGAGCCGCUCUGCCACGCUGGUGCUGGCCUACCUCAUGCUGUACCACCACCUCACCCUCGUGGAAGCCAUCAAGAAGGUCAAGGACCACCGUGGUAUCACCCCCAACCGUGGCUUCCUGAGGCAGCUCCUGGCCCUGGACCGCAGGCUGCGGCAAGGGCUGGAGGCGUGAGGGGCGGCGGGCAGGGGAAACCCAGGCCAGGUCCGCAGGUGGUAGGAGAGCCAGGGCACGCAUCCCCUCCAGGAGGCAAGAGAGAGGCCUAGGCCACCACUGCCCUUUUGUGGGAGGGGCUGGGAGUACAGUGGGCACCAGAUGGGGCCUGCCUGGGGCGGGAGACAGCCAGGCUGCUGGGGUUCCUGCCUGCUGGCUCGAAGGCAUUCCUUCCCCUCUCUCAUUUCCUCUCUCUGACCAGAAGGCAGCGAGCGCCUCCGUCCAGUGCGAGCGGG
Ochotona princeps (American pika) is the source of this 1052-nucleotide messenger RNA. It is a transcript of the gene DUSP26, whose product is annotated as dual specificity phosphatase 26. The transcript is spliced from 4 exons. Gene Ontology annotation, cellular component: cytoplasm. Lineage: Eukaryota; Metazoa; Chordata; Mammalia; Lagomorpha; Ochotonidae. Gene Ontology annotation, molecular function: MAP kinase phosphatase activity; protein tyrosine/serine/threonine phosphatase activity. The coding region runs from base 142 to 777 and encodes 211 amino acids. Gene Ontology annotation, biological process: negative regulation of MAPK cascade; protein dephosphorylation. The record is from RefSeq and is a predicted model, not a curated record.